ACAAAUGGACCGAUCUCGGCCUCAACACGAUUCAGUGAUCUUUCAGAGAGACUUCUCCAUUGGCGGGAAAAUAGAGUUUUUAGGGUUCUAUGGCGUCCAGGAGGCGGGCAGCGCCAUCGCAGAGCUCCGCUCCACCUCCAAAGCGCCAGGGGAGCUCUCAGGCACCGGCGGCGACGCGAAUGCCAGAGCCGCCGCCUCCUCCUCCUGUCGACGAGGAGGACUUCGAUGAAGAUGUGUUCUUGGAGGAGACGCUUCUCAGGGACGUGGAGCUCCAGGCCACUGGCAUAACUGCGAGCUUGGCCAAAUGGAAGCGCAACCACGUCGAGGCGUUUGAUCCAAAAGAGCAUCCCGUUGUGUUUCAGCAACUCGAGAUUGACUAUGUGAUCGGCGAAAGCGAUAGAGAGUGGAUGCCAGGAAGAACUGGCCCUGCUGCAAUUUUGAGGAUGUUUGGUGUCACGCUGCAAGGAAACAGUGUUUGCUGUCAUAUACACGGGUUUGAGCCUUACUUUUAUAUCAGCUGUCCUGACGGAUGGAAUCCUGAUGACACGUCUAAGUUUCGCCAUACUCUCGAGACAAGAAUGCGCGAAGCAAACAGGAAUAGCAAGACUCCCACUUUUGUUACAAGAGUAGAGAUGGUCCAGAAGCGAAGCUUGAUGUACUUCCAAACACAGAAAGCAAGGGCGUUCCUCAAGAUUGUUGUUGCGCUUCCAACAAUGGUUGCUUCCUGUAGAGGAAUUCUUGAAAAAGGCAUCACUUUGGAAGGCUUUGGUCAUAAAUGCUUCAUCACAUACGAGAGCAAUAUUCUCUUUGCUCUUCGAUUCAUGAUUGAUUGCAACGUAGGUGGUGGAAACUGGAUUGAGCUUCCUGGUGGAUCUUAUCGUUUGACUCCACGCCGACUUUCAACCUGCCAAAUUGAGAUCGAUAUACUAUACAACAAGAUUGUCAGUCAUAGUGCUACUGGCCAGUACUCCAAGCUUGCACCUUUUCGUAUAUUGAGCUUUGACAUCGAAUGUGCUGGGCGGAAAGGACAUUUUCCAGAGCCCGAACAUGAUCCCGUUAUUCAGAUUGCGAAUCUUGUGACAGUUCAAGGGGAAAGUCGUCCUAUGGUUCGAAAUGUGAUGACGCUCAAAUCUUGUUCUGCGAUAGUUGGAGUGGACGUUAUGUCCUUCGAUACUGAGAAAGAGGUCCUCUUGGCAUGGCGGGACCUUAUCCGAGAAGUUGACCCUGACAUUAUUAUCGGCUAUAACAUUUGCAAGUUCGAUAUGCCUUACCUGAUCGAGAGGGCACAAAAACUUGGAAUUGUGGAGUUUCCUGUUCUUGGACGUAUUCGCAACAGCCGAGUCCGUGUUAGAGAUGCGACAUUUUCUUCAAGGCAAUAUGGUAUAAGGGAAAGCAAGGAAGUUUUGAUAGAAGGACGCGUACAAUUCGAUUUGCUACAGGCAAUGCAAAGAGAUUAUAAGCUCAGCUCAUACUCCUUAAACUCGGUGUCUGCUCAUUUCCUUGGAGAGCAGAAAGAGGACGUCCACCAUUCCAUCAUUGCUGAUUUGCAAAAUGGUAACUCGGAAACUCGGAGGCGUUUGGCUGUUUACUGCUUAAAAGAUGCGUAUCUGCCUCAGAGAUUACUCGAAAAGCUGAUGUUUAUAUAUAACUAUAUCGAAAUGGCAAGAGUAACAGGAGUUCCCAUUUCGUUUCUUCUUUCGAGGGGACAAAGUAUCAAGGUGCUUUCACAAAUUCUAAGAAAAUGCAGACAACGAAACUUUGUCGUGCCAAACAUUAAGGGACAAGGGGCUGGGCAGGAAACCUUUGAAGGUGCAACCGUUCUAGAAGCAAGGGCUGGAUUUUACGAAAAGCCAAUUGCCACGCUUGAUUUUGCAUCACUGUACCCAUCAAUUAUGAUGGCUUACAAUCUUUGCUAUUGCACCUUGGUUAGAACGGAGGAUCAAGCCAGAUUGAACAUAGCACCAGAAAAUGUUAACAAAACGCCGUCUGGUGAAACGUUUGUCAAAACAAAUAUGGAGAAAGGGAUCCUUCCUGAAAUCUUAGAGGAACUGCUUGCUGCCAGAAAGCGAGCCAGAGCCGACCUGAAGGAAGCUACCGAUUCACUUGAAAAAGCCGUGUUGGACGGUCGGCAGCUAGCUCUCAAGGUUAGUGCGAACUCAGUGUAUGGAUUCACAGGCGCAACAGUUGGCCAGCUUCCUUGCCUUGAAAUUUCAUCCAGCGUAACUAGCUAUGGAAGGCAGAUGAUUGAACACACCAAAACCCUCGUGGAAGGACGUUUCAACACAAGCAACAAAUAUGACAACAAUGCAGAAGUGAUCUACGGGGAUACGGAUUCAGUAAUGGUUCAAUUUGGUGUCUCUACCGUUGAGGACGCCAUGAAUCUUGGAAGGGAGGCGGCUGAUUAUAUCAGCGGGACAUUUACCAAGCCUAUCAAGUUGGAAUUUGAGAAAGUGUACUUCCCCUAUUUGCUGAUUAGCAAAAAGAGGUAUGCGGGCCUACUUUGGACGAAACCCGCAAAAUACGACAAAAUGGACACUAAAGGAAUUGAAACUGUUCGGCGAGAUAAUUGUUUACUAGUAAAAAAUGUAGUGACUCAAAGCCUCCACAAGAUUCUUGUUGAUCGAGAUGUGCCUGGAGCUGUGGACUAUGUUAAGGGCAUGAUUUCGGACUUGCUGAUGAAUCGUAUGGAUCUAUCACUUCUUGUUAUCACAAAGGGCCUCACAAAAACUGGCGAUGAUUAUGCCGUCAAGGCUGCUCAUGUUGAGCUUGCUGAGCGUAUGCGUAAGCGUGAUGCAGCCACUGCUCCAAAUGUAGGCGAUCGUGUUCCUUACGUCAUAAUUAAAGCCGCAAAGGGAGCUAAGGCAUAUGAGCGGUCUGAGGAUCCAAUCUAUGUCUUGGAAAAUAACAUUCCCAUCGAUCCUCAGUACUAUCUGGAAAAUCAGCUGAGUAAGCCACUGCUCCGGAUAUUCGAACCAAUUCUCAAGAAUGCGAGCAAGGAGCUUCUCCACGGGAGCCACACUCGCUCCGUGUAUAUCACAACGCCCUCCAACAGUGGCAUUAUGAAGUUCGCGAAAAAGCAACUAACCUGUCUGGGCUGCAAAGCUAUAAUCAGUGGCGGCGACACACCAUUGUGUAAACACUGCAACGGCCGUGAAGCGGAGCUAUACCAGAGAACUGUUGCAAAUGUGAGGGAUUUGGAGCAGCUAUUUGGAAGGCUGUGGACUCAAUGCCAGCGGUGCCAAGGAUCUUUACAUCAAGACGUUUUGUGCACAAGUCGCGAUUGCCCAAUCUUCUAUCGACGGAAAAAAGCACAGAAGGAUCUGUCGGAAGCCGAACUGCAAGAGCAGCGCUGGGACUUUUAGAACAUAGAAGGCUUUUCCAUCUUGGACAUCUCUAUCAGAUGUAAGGUUUCCAAGUAGAGGGGAUUCAUGCCUCUGAAGAUAUACUAUAGCAGCAAUCAGCAAGCUCAUGACUCGGGAAUAUAUAAUGAAACAUUUUCCAGUC
Selaginella moellendorffii is the source of this 3504-nucleotide messenger RNA. RefSeq names its product DNA polymerase delta catalytic subunit. Gene Ontology annotation, molecular function: 3'-5'-DNA exonuclease activity; DNA binding; DNA-directed DNA polymerase activity. Gene Ontology annotation, cellular component: delta DNA polymerase complex. NCBI's taxonomy places the organism in Eukaryota, Viridiplantae, Streptophyta, Lycopodiopsida, Selaginellales, Selaginellaceae. Gene Ontology annotation, biological process: base-excision repair, gap-filling; DNA replication proofreading; DNA-templated DNA replication. The record is from RefSeq and is a predicted model, not a curated record.